ACCUCCACAAACACAGCCACAUCGCCAGUACACACCACCAGCUUCUUGUACCUUCAACUAUGGACGCGGAGUCGUCGACGUCGGCCUACUCGCCCCCGACCCUGCGCCACAAGCUGCGGACCACCGUGUGCGGCUGCUUCGGCUCGCCCGGCAGCAGCGACGGCGAGAGGCCGCAGACCUGCGGCGGCGGCGGCGGCGGCGGCAGGGCCAAGUGGAGGAGACGGGUGGCCGCCACGGGCGAGUUCAGGUACGACCCGCUCAGCUACGCGCUCAACUUCGACGACGGCGGCAGCGACGACAGCGACGAGGGCGCCGACGCCGCCGCGGCCGCGUUCCGGUACCGGGACUUCAGCUCCCGCCUGCCGAGCUCGCCGAAGCCGGCAGCCGCCCGCAGGCUCACCGCCGUCGCCAUCGCUUGAGUCGGACCGAACUGCAGCGACCUGUUUUCUGUAACUCUGAUUUGUCUCUCUGAUUUGAUUCCCUUCUCUAAGCGAGAUUGACGCCCUUACUUACAGAUGUAACUCUAAGCAAUUCAUUUUACGAGCAAUUUAUAUAGCCAGAGGAGUAUAGCAGCAGCAAACCGAAAUGGUUCCCCGUGUAAUCGACCACUAAUAUACAGAGGAAGAAUUGAGGCCUUGAUUGUCA
Messenger RNA from Lolium rigidum, 645 nucleotides. RefSeq lists its product as uncharacterized. The transcript has a single exon. NCBI's taxonomy places the organism in Eukaryota, Viridiplantae, Streptophyta, Magnoliopsida, Poales, Poaceae. The record is from RefSeq and is a predicted model, not a curated record. Bases 60 to 419 code for a protein of 119 amino acids.